Drosophila elegans is the source of this 640-nucleotide messenger RNA. Its product is annotated as transmembrane protein 242. The coding region runs from base 113 to 553 and encodes 146 amino acids. The transcript has 3 exons. Lineage: Eukaryota; Metazoa; Arthropoda; Insecta; Diptera; Drosophilidae. The record is from RefSeq and is a predicted model, not a curated record.
UGAAACAUCGGUCGGUCAAGUCAAGAGCGGUCAGGAUCAGCUGUGCACUCUAGUUUGGGUAAUUACGACAAUACAUCGCAGUAGCUGUGCAGCGCAGCAAAUUCGUGCAACGAUGAACGAGGCCGGCACCAACGCGGAUGCAGUGGCGGCCGAGAAGGAGCGCAAGUUCCGCAUCCAGGCCGGCGCCUUCCUGGGAUUAGUGGGUGGCGUAUCCGCUCUAUUUGGAUUCUCCCGGACGCUGGCCACCGCGAAGAAGGCGGACAGCAAGGUCCUCCAGCAGGCUGGAACCCGGCAAGGACUGAUCCUGAUGGACGAGGGAGCCACCCUGGCCCUGCGGGCACUGGGCUGGGGCACUCUGUACGCCGUUGUCGGCACCGGAGCCUUCUGCUACGGCUUCUGGAAGCUGUCCGGAGCCAAAGACUUCCAGGAGUUCCGUCUCAAGAUGGGCAACGCUCUGCCAAGGAUCACCAAGGACGAACCGCCUGCCAGCCGCACCGACUUCGAGAGCCUCACGGACCUCAUGAAAUACCUGGCCGCCUGGAACAAGGAAUGAGCAGCUCAUCAAACCACAACACAAACAAUCUAAAUUAAACCUUAAACCUAAGUAGACAGGAAAAUAAACCAAAAUGUUGUUAACUUA